Messenger RNA from Chrysemys picta bellii (western painted turtle), 6013 nucleotides. NCBI's taxonomy places the organism in Eukaryota, Metazoa, Chordata, Testudines, Emydidae. The record is from RefSeq and is a predicted model, not a curated record.
GGAGGCUGAUCAGAGUGCAUUAACAGACCAGGGCGUCCACACUGGCGCCACGGCGCUCCAGUAGGGGCGCAUCAAACGUUAUUCCACUCGCCGAGGUGGAGUAGCAGGAGCGCUCUAGCCGCAGAGUCAGAGCGCUCUACAUGCCUUGCAAGUGUGGACGUGUCAUGAGUUAGAGCACACUGGGCUGCUUUAAUGUGCUCUAACUCACAAGAAAUGCAGGCAAUACACAACUGCACUAACUGCUAUGACAGCAACCCAGCAACCACACACGGGGAGAUCUUUGUUCUUUGUGUAGAGUAGUGCUGAUAUUUGAAGAUGGGAGGUGUUGUGGAAUCUGGGGAAGUAGCUGAGCUACAUAGAGUACUUAUUUCAGGCCUUAUCUGAAAGUUGCACAGAUUUAACUAAAGGUGUGUUUUAAACGCACCAAUUUCAAUUUAAACGCAUGCAAGUCUGUGUAGUCACUCUUAUUUUAGUUUGAGAGUCUUAUUUCAGUGUAGAUUGUUUUUUGUUUUUUUAGAGUUUUGCUAAACUGAAAUAAACUAUUAUUAAACCAACCUAAAAGUGUUUACAUGCAGAUUUACACCAAUUUGAAGUAAAUUGGUUUAAAAAAGCAACUUUAAUUAUAGUAGUGCAAAUUUGUUCUUAGACAAGGUCCCAGAUUAUUUAUGGAUGAAUCUCUUCUGGCGGGGUAUGUGUCUGACAAUGAGGGAAUUGUCAUAACAAACCCAUUAUUUCAUUAAAAUUGGAGAAGUCUUUUUAUAUGAGAGAGACUAAAUUUUGGACCUAAGGCUCCUGAAUCAUGGCCAGGAGCGGGCUUUUUUUCUUUCAGCAGGUCAUAAAACCUACCCAAUAUUAAGUAUGUCCUUGCAGAAUUUAAUGGAUAAUCACUGUCUCUGUGUUGAGAAGUGUUCCAUUUCCCCUAGGAAAUGGGUGACCUAAAAGAUCUUCUGCAUGAGCUCGUAAUCUAAAAAUCUAACUUAAUAUGUUUUAACUGCUUCAGUUCCUAUUAUAUCGGUAGUAUAAUUGUAUUCUGCAUAGUACAUCACCUUAGGAUGGUACAAAUGCCUUGUAGAGUGGGGGAACUUAAUUACUGCCAGACUAUAAGGAUGUUGUCAGUGUUUUAAAUGCACUCUGGCACCCAGGCUUUCCUUGACCAAAGAAACAAGUAUAGAUACUGAUCUCGGUCCUGUUGUCAAUGGUGAAUUUUCUUAUUGACUACAGUGUGAUCAGUGGGGGUCCAUUCAGUAACAUUAAUGUCGUGAAUCAGGUUUCCAGAUACAUUAAAAUAUCAAAGCCUACAGAUGUACUCUAUAGAGGAAGUUGCUUCAAGUAAUACUUAAAACACACAUACACAGCACUUUCCAUCUGAGGAUUGCAAAGCACUUUACCAUAGUGGGAAUUCAUUAUCAUUUUACAGUUGAUGGGGUGGGUGGGUGGAACUGAGCGACAGAGAAGUUACAAAACUUGACCGACUGUAUCACUUUAGGCAGUGACAAAGUCAGGAAUAAAUCAAGAACUCUUAACUCCAGUCAUAUGUGCUCGCUUCUAGACUACACUAGCAUUACUUGUUUGGAAAGGAUGCCUAAACUUUUGUCAUAGGGGUUUGACAAUACCUCCUUACUUUGAAGAAUCAGAAGAUGGGCAUUCAGAUCUUUGGAAGGGCACAAAUUAGAAUCCUUUACUAAGGUAAGAAUCCGCUAGUGGUACUACUAUAGUUCGGAAAGUCUCUCUUCUGUGGCAGCGUUCACAAGAAUGACUACAUACAAUCUAUUGCAUUUUUGGAUAUGUGUGAUAAAGAGCAUGGAAUUAUUUUGAUGUUGAGCAUUCACAGGACCCACUCAUCCUGUUGGUGGGAAACGAUGAGCUCCAAGUAUCCCUAUUGCCUUUCACUGUGACAGAUAGAAAUGGGUCUUACUCACUAGCUUGAUUUUGACAUGAGCUACUUAUAAACCUGCAUUAAUGGCUCAAUCUACCAUGGGAUGCACUGAUAAAAUGAACAUGAUAAUUUUCUUUCCUGUCUAGAUAUCUAGUCAGUGGUACUCAGACUACGGCAGAAACCUUCAUGGGGUGGUGCUUAAUGCAGGUCCAUUGACUUAAACAUACUGCCAUGUGAAUGAUGAAGAGAGCUGCCAUCCCUCUCCUUUCCUUAAGAAAUAGGACAUGAGAGUCUGAUAUUGAUAAGAGUGGUAGGAUUGGACUCUCUUCUUGAUUGACUUGUAUUUUGUCUCUGCCUCCAUAAUACUGUGAACUAUUUCUUUUUUAAAGCGGGGACAGUAGCUUGUAUCAAUUUUCAUCUUGAAAUAACAUUAAGCAUUUUGGUUUCUUAUAUGAAGUUUAGCUGAUUGUGAUGGUGGGGUGCAACAUAAAAUGACAACAGCAGUUUCUGUGUGGUGUGACCUUGAAGCAGAGAGCAGCAGUUAGCUGCUGUCAAAGGGAGCAAGCAGUCAGCUUGGAAGAAGCACUAAGAACUGUAAGAUUUAAUAAUUUUAAAAAUGGAAUAUUCCUGUGAGAAGAUUUUGAAAUUGGGUUGAGGGUGAGCCUUGCUGGCAGCUGGGACAGGAGGCAAGAUAUUCCUUAAACAUAUGUAAGUCAUAGCCAAAACACCAAGAAUGGAUAAUGGAAAUCUGAAGCUGCAAGCAGAAGGGCAAAGAGGGGGGAAAAAAAAUUAUAUGUGGAGAUUGGAGCUGUGCAGCUGAGGAAAGGUAACAGCUGUUCACUUUUUAAUCAAAACCAUAUAAUUUUGAUAGGAACUUUAACACUGGCACAGAUAUGUACUUUAUAAGCAGAGGAUCUACACACACAAUCUUAGGCUGUAUUUUUGUGCUCCUUUUCAGUUUUGUUUGACUGAAUGUAGUGUCAUCUUUUUAUUCUUUCAAGUCCCCCAAUAAAAUCAUAAUUCAAAGUUUAUGAUGCUGUUUUCACACUGGAAAUUACUGUAAUUAAAAAGUCACUCUCAUGACAUUUUAGGGUGAAGCAGAAGAAGGUGGAUUGUAGAAAAAGACACUUGCUUAAGCACCAGUGGCUCCUUAUGGACCUCACUACUAUGAACUUAGCUCCUUCAACCCCCACUGAAUUUAAUCGGAAAUAAAGCUCUGUCUGGGUUGUCCCACACUGUCUUGUGAGCUCUACAGAUACAAACAGAAAAAACAGAAAAAACAAGUCAUGAUGUGCCUUACCUUUCGCCUGGAAAGGUGAAUAUCUCUUUCAGAUAGAGAUGGCUGACAAAGCUGGAAAGAUCCUCCCAGGACCACUGUACAUUGAAGUGGAGUAUGAUUAUGAGUAUGAGGCAAAGGAUAAAAAGAUUGUGAUAAAACAAGGGGAGAGAUACAUCUUAGUGAAAAAGACUAAUGAUGAUUGGUGGCAAGUCAAAAGGGAUGAAAAUUCCAAGCCCUUCUAUGUGCCAGCACAGUAUGUGAAAGAAGUAACACGAAAAGCACUAAUGCCACCUGUUAAACAAUCAGGUGGUCUGCCAAAUAGCUCUUUGAAACUGAUGCAUAGUUUACAGAGGUCGACAGAAAAUGUGAACAAAUCGCCAGAGCUUUCUAGUUUUGGAAAAUCCUCUCCAGUGUCUGGCCUAGUUCGUGAUGCCAAUCAGAAUCUGGGACCAAAUAGUAGCUCAGGUCAAAAUCUUGGCCUGAGCCUGGACCUUGCCCAAAAUAAUGGAAAACUUAACAGUGAGUUGCAGUCCCCCAAGGUUUCCAGCCAGUACAAGUCUCUCUCUCUGGGCCAUUUCACUUGUCCAGAGUUAAUGGAAAUCGAGAAGACCAGCUUCUCACAUGAACAGUCCUGUGAUUCAGCAGGGGAAAGCUCAGAAAAAGUCCAUCAGGAUUCAGAGUCUGGAGAUGAACUCAGUAGCAGCUCCACAGAACAAGUGCAGCCAACUACUCCACCAAGCCAAGGCAGGCCGGAUUCACCAGUUUAUGCUAAUUUACAAGAACUGAAAAUAUCUCAGUCUGCACUUCCACCUUUACCUACAAGUUCCCCAAUUCAGAUUAAUGGAGAAUGGGAAACCCAUAAAGAUACUACAGGACGUUGUUACUACUACAACAGAGGAACACAAGAAAGAACCUGGAAACCUCCUCGUUGGACCCGGGAUGCAAGCAUAAACAAAGGGGAUUCCCACAGCCAAGCUGAUCAGGAGCUGCUUUCAUCUGAAGAAAACGACCACAGUUCUUGUUACAGCCAGUCAGAUAGUCAGUAUGGUUCUCCUCCAAAAGGUUGGUCAGAAGAAUUGGAUGAACAUGGUCAAACCUUAUAUACCAAUGACUAUACUAAUGAAAAGUGGAUAAAACAUGUAGACGAACAAGGUAGACCAUAUUACUACAGUGCUGAUGGAUCACGAUCAGAAUGGGAACUUCCAAAGUAUAAUGCUUCACCACAGCAGCAAAGAGAAAUAAUUAAGAGUAGGAGUCUGGACAGGAAGCUACAAGAACCAAUAGUUUUAACAAAGUGGAGGCACAGCACGAUUGUGUUGGACACCAAUGACAAGGAAUAUCCAGCUGCUUCAAAGCCCAACUGUCCGGAAAAUGAGUCCUCUCCUUCCUCGCCAAAGCACCAAGCCACAGGUCAAGAGAAGUAUGGAUUAUUAAACGUAACAAAAAUUACAGAAAAUGGGAAAAAAGUCCGAAAGAACUGGAUGUCUUCAUGGGCAGUAUUACAAGGUUCAUCAUUAUUGUUUACUAAAACCCAAGGAACUGGAACUAGUUGGUCAUUUUGCCAGUGGGGCUUAAUUCCUGAGCUCCUGCUCUCGCUGUUUUCUUCUUGGAAAAAUGCUCUCAGUGGUCGGCCUGCUGUCACCUAUGUAAACUGUGAUCCUGUUUCAGCUAUCACUAAGUUUGGGGUCAAUCAAUCUAAGCCAGAAUUCACAGUGGAUCUCAGAGGGGCAGUUAUUGACUGGGCAUCAAAGGACAAAUCCAGCAAAAAGAAUGUUAUUGAGCUGAAAACCCGGCAAGGAACUGAACUCUUAAUUCAAUCUGAUAAUGAUGUUCUUAUUAAUGAGUGGUUUAAAGUUCUUAGUUAUACUAUCAGUAAUCAGGCAGUGGAGUCUGAUGAAGCAUUCGAAGAUGAUGUACCGGAUUCCCCAGGGGUGGAAAAACAAGACAAAGAGAAGGACCAUAAGGACUCCAAGAAACUUCGUUCGAUGAAAAUAUCUAGCAGUAUAGAUUCUUCAGAACAGAAGAAGACAAAAACAAAGCUGAAGAAAUUUCUUACACGACGCCCUACAUUACAAGCUGUUCGAGAAAAAGGCUACAUUAAGGAUCAAGUGUUCGGUUCCAGUCUCACCAGCUUAUGUCAGAGAGAAAACAGCUCAGUGCCAAAGUUCGUGAAGCUGUGCAUUGAACACGUUGAAGAAUAUGGAUUGGAUGUUGACGGGUUAUACCGAGUCAGUGGCAAUCUUGCAGUGAUACAAAAGCUAAGAUUUGCAGUUAAUCAUGGUAAGUUCCAUUCUCCAACUGUAUUAUCAAUUUGAAAAUAUAUGUAAGAGUAUUUGUCAAAAUUGCUAGAAAGUUCUUCAGAUUGUGCAUUGAUUGUUGGUCCAUCUGUUUUAAAAUAAUAUGACAACAUUUCAUGAGAAAUAUCUAGCACUUUUCAAAAUGAAAAUGCUACUAAAUAGCAUCUUCUAUGCUCUUCAAGGUGGGUACUGUCUACAUCUGUUCAUACAGUGCCUAGCACACCAGCGCCUUGGUCCUAAUUGAAGCCCUCUAGUCACUCCUGUAAUAAUUCUGAAGCAACGUGUGGCAUGGCAGUUUAAAAGGAAUGAAACUCAAAUAGAAUAUUUCUAUAUCUUAUGGAAAGGAAGAGAAAAAGUAUUAAAAAACCCAACAACCUUGUACUAGCAUUUAACAUUUGUCUAUCCUUCUGACCUUGGGUGAGAAUCUCUAUUGUGCCCUUAGGUGGUCCAGCAAAGGACACUCAGCCUAGAGCAAAGGUGGGCAAACUACCGCCCUGGGGCCGCAUCUGGCCCUUCAGACAUUUUAAUCCUGCUCUCGAGCUCUAGCCAGGGAGCGGGGUC